AUGACAAACCAGACGCUCGACUACACUUUUAUGCGACUUUUCCACGCUCGUUCCGAUACAGCAGUAGAUGCCGAUCCGAGUUCGGUUGCGUUUUACGUCUCCGAAAUUGUCACCACGGGAUACUUCGAUGUAGGACUACUGACUAUCUUAGUCUAUUAUGCUCAUGUUCUUCAAAUCCGCGUAAUGGCACUGUAUCAUCCGAACAAGACGCUUUCAAUCUUCCUGAAAAUACUUCUCGCUGCUGAAGCAUGUCUCGAAUUUGGCAUACUUAUCUAUGGGAAUUUAUUUCAGAAUGUUGUUGUCGUGAGCCUUGCGGAAGGUGUCACCUUUUGUGGGGAGAGCACAGAGACCCCAGAAAUACUGGAAAUCAUCUCAUGGAUCGUCCCUUUAACAUACGGAGCGAUCUUGCUAUGUCUAGCUCUUUUUAAGAGUGCGGAGUACUGGAGAAUGUCAUCCGGAUCCAAAGGAUUCCAUCUUAUCACAGUUCUUAUCAAUGAUCAAAUGUUAUAUUUUGCCUUUGUAAUAUUCUGUUGCACGCUGAACAUAGUUGAAAUCACAAUAUUUGUGAGCAAUACUUUCGCGUCAAAUCUCUUAGCUGCUGCUGGGAGCCCAGCUCUCCUCUGUCUCCUCGGAGGCUACCUCCUGAUUAAUCUGAAAGAGGCAGGCCAGCUGGGAGUGAAUGGAGGAACGACUGACAGGUCAAAGGUUAUAAGUGACAUUGAAUUCGCUGGUGGUGCUCCAAUUGCUGCCUCGACUGACUCGGAAGAAUGA
Fomitiporia mediterranea MF3/22 is the source of this 771-nucleotide messenger RNA. RefSeq lists its product as uncharacterized. Bases 1 to 771 code for a protein of 256 amino acids. Lineage: Eukaryota; Fungi; Basidiomycota; Agaricomycetes; Hymenochaetales; Hymenochaetaceae. The record is from RefSeq and is a predicted model, not a curated record. The transcript is spliced from 7 exons.